CACAGUCAAGCCGGCUUCACCAUGCUGUCUGCCCGUGCUCUCUUCGCUCUCCGCCGGGCUGUAUUUAGCCAGGUUCGGACAUAUGCCGAAGCAGCUCCUGCGGGGGCCCCUGCCAUGAGUUUCACAUUCGCUUCCCCGACUCAGGUUUUCUACAGUGGUGCCAGUGUGAAACAGGUAGAUGUACCCACAUUGACAGGAAUGUUUGGGAUUCUCCCAGCCCAUGUCCCAACUCUACAGGUUCUCAGGCCAGGCAUUGUAACAGUGUUCAGUGAUGAUGGUGGUGCAACUAAAUAUUUUGUGAGCAGUGGUUCAGUAACAGUAAAUGCAGACUCUUCUGUGCAACUCCUGGCUGAAGAGGCAGUGACACUGGACAUGUUAGACCUUAGUACUGCAAAGUCAAACUUGGAAAAGGCACAGGCAGAGCUGCAGAGCGCUGGAGAUGAAGCUGCAAAAGCAGAGGCUCUUAUUAAUGUUGAAGCUAGUGAAGCUAUUGUCAAAGCCCUGGAAUGAACAGGGUUUGUGUAGCUGUAAUGUAUGACACCAAGGACCCACCUACCACCACCUUGACCAAAAUAAAAAGUUAAAUACGAAAA
Molecule: messenger RNA, 593 nt
Organism: Xenopus tropicalis (tropical clawed frog)
Lineage: Eukaryota; Metazoa; Chordata; Amphibia; Anura; Pipidae
Gene: atp5f1d
Product: ATP synthase F1 subunit delta
Exons: 5
Coding region: 22-510 (162 amino acids)
Biological process (GO): proton motive force-driven ATP synthesis
Cellular component (GO): mitochondrial inner membrane; mitochondrion; proton-transporting ATP synthase complex
Molecular function (GO): proton-transporting ATP synthase activity, rotational mechanism
Source: RefSeq, marked provisional